AUAAAAGGAAGAUGCAAAGUAAUAACAAUUGGUCAACAGCUUCUUCACAAGAUACAAACUAUGGACCUGGAAAUUAUACUUAUACCAAUACAUAUGUACCAGUUACCAAUGGAAAUACUCCUUCAACGUUAAUGUCAUUAUCUCAACCAAAUACACCAAGACCUGAACCUAACCUUCCUUUGGCACAAAAUGAUAAUAUUGACAACAAUGCAACACAUAAAUCAAGAUCUACUGAACGCGCUUCAAGUUUCUCAACUAAUAAUUUUCAAACAAGUCCUUAUCCAACAUCACCUAUUCGACGAAGACGAACUGAAUCUUCUAUGUUUACUUUUGAAACAGGCCCAACUUUCUCUUCAACAAAACAAUUACUUGAAAUAUGGAAUAUGGAUCAAACUAAUAGUCAUCAAUUACAAAUUCAUGUCAAAAUGGAUCGUGGAUUCUUUCGAGCAGAUCAAGAUUGGACUUGUUAUCGCCGCAAUUAUUUUCAAGUUAAUGCUACAUUUGAUGUUCAUGGUGUAAACUAUUUGAUUCAAGGCCCUGAAGUACCAUGUCUUGUACAAACGGAACAACGUCAAUUAUUUCAAGUGGAUUACUUCUCUAUUGGUGUUAGUGCAUGUGUAUCUGGAAGUGAUAAAAAAAUCGAUCUUAUUCAACAUACUCCAAAACGUGACAAAGGUCCACAAAUGAUACCCCAACCUAGAGCCUUACGUUCUGGUGGCAAUCUACACUUGGCUCCUGUCGGAUCAAAUCAUAAUAUUGUUACGUUUGAACGUAUGCAAUUCAAGACGGCUACUGCUAAUAAUGGAAAAAGACGUGCCGCUCAACAAUAUUAUGAAAUUGUCGUUGAUUUAUAUGCAAACACAUCCAAUGGUCAUUCUUUACGGGUUGCUUCUUGUUCUUCUGCUCCUUUAGUCGUACGUGGAAGAAGUCCUGGUCAUUAUGCUGAU
This is a messenger RNA of Halteromyces radiatus, 947 nucleotides long. RefSeq lists its product as uncharacterized. The transcript has 3 exons. Gene Ontology annotation, cellular component: nuclear chromosome. Gene Ontology annotation, molecular function: DNA-binding transcription factor activity; DNA binding. Gene Ontology annotation, biological process: positive regulation of transcription by RNA polymerase II; meiotic cell cycle. NCBI's taxonomy places the organism in Eukaryota, Fungi, Mucoromycota, Mucoromycetes, Mucorales, Cunninghamellaceae. The annotation marks the transcript as partial. The record is from RefSeq and is a predicted model, not a curated record.